Messenger RNA from Grammomys surdaster, 2450 nucleotides. RefSeq names its product kelch like family member 8 (gene Klhl8). Bases 281 to 2146 code for a protein of 621 amino acids. The record is from RefSeq and is a predicted model, not a curated record. The transcript has 10 exons. NCBI's taxonomy places the organism in Eukaryota, Metazoa, Chordata, Mammalia, Rodentia, Muridae. Gene Ontology annotation, molecular function: protein binding.
UCAGGCGCGCUCAGCUGAGCCGGGCACGAGCGAGCCGGCGGGCGGGCGAGCGCGUCCGCCGGGUGUCCGAGCGGGGUUGGCGCGGCGCCGGGGCGGAGCGGGUGUGGCGGCUCGGCCUGCGCGGUGGCCGCGGACAGAGCAAACUGUAUCAUGAAAUUGAAGGACUUUUGAAAGAUGUUUGAAAUUUAGUGCCCAUAUCUAUCGUCUGUCUUCUCACCCUUAAAAAAAGAAUAAAUGGGAUGUUUCAGAAGAGAGCUGUAUAAAAAGAAGAGUGUUGCAAAUGGCUUCAGAAUCUACCAAUGGGAAACAAAUUAGGAGUCACGUGACAAGGGGGCGGCGUCAGCAGCAACAGCAGCAGCAGGUGAGGAGCAGGUCCUCCGGCAGUGAGUGCGAUGGCGACGACUCCUUCAUCUUCGAAGCCAACGAAGCCUGGAAGGACUUUCACAGCUCUCUCCUGGGCUUCUAUGAAAACGGGGAGCUCUGUGAUGUCACAUUAAAGGUUGGCUCAAAGCUGAUCUCUUGUCACAAACUGGUCUUGGCUUGUGUGAUCCCCUACUUCAGAGCCAUGUUUCUUUCCGAAAUGUCUGAAGCCAAGCAGGCGCUAAUUGAGAUCCGAGACUUCGACGGUGAUGCCGUGGAGGACUUGGUGAAGUUUGUCUACUCUUCACGGCUCACUUUGACAGUGGACAAUGUCCAGCCUCUGCUGUAUGCAGCAUGUAUUCUGCAGGUUGAACUGGUGGCCAGAGCUUGUUGUGAGUACAUGAAGUUGCAUUUUCAUCCCUCUAACUGCCUGGCAGUUCGAGCCUUUGCAGAGAGCCACAACCGGAUAGACCUGAUGGACAUGGCGGACCAGUAUGCCUGUGAGCACUUUACUGAGGUGGUGGAGUGUGAAGACUUUGUGAGCGUGUCCCCGCAGCACCUCCACAAGCUCCUCUCCUCCAGCGACCUCAACAUUGACAGCGAAAAGCAGGUCUACAGUGCCGCCAUCAAGUGGCUUCUCGCCAAUCCGCAGCAUCAUCCUAAAUGGCUGGACGAGACACUUGCACAGGUCCGUCUGCCAUUAUUGCCGGUUGAUUUUCUUAUGGGUGUCGUGGCGAAAGAACAGAUUGUCAAGCAGAAUCUUAAAUGCAGAGAUCUGUUGGAUGAAGCAAGAAAUUAUCACCUUCAUUUGAGCAGUAAACCAGUUCCUGACUUUGAAUAUACAGUUCGGACUACCCCAAGGAAGCAUACUGCUGGUGUGCUGUUUUGUGUGGGUGGUCGAGGUGGGUCUGGUGACCCCUUUCGUAGUAUUGAAUGCUAUUCUAUCAACAAAAACAGCUGGUUCUUCGGACCAGAAAUGAACAGCCGCAGACGACAUGUGGGUGUAAUCUCUGUGGAAGGGAAAGUGUACGCAGUGGGCGGACAUGAUGGAAAUGAACACCUAGGUAGCAUGGAGAUGUUUGACCCUCUCACUAAUAAAUGGAUGAUGAAGGCAUCGAUGAACACCAAGAGGCGAGGAAUUGCCUUGGCCUCCUUAGGGGGCCCAAUAUAUGCAAUUGGAGGGUUAGAUGACAAUACGUGCUUCAGUGACGUGGAAAGAUACGACAUCGAGUCUGACCAGUGGAGUACAGUGGCGCCAAUGAACACUCCCCGUGGAGGCGUCGGCUCUGUGGCUUUAAUCAACCAUGUUUACGCAGUGGGUGGCAACGAUGGAGUAGCCUCCUUAUCCAGUGUGGAAAGGUAUCACCCGCACCUGGAUAAGUGGAUAGAAGUGAAGGAGAUGGGUCAGCGAAGAGCCGGCAACGGGGUCAGUGAGCUUCACGGUUGUUUGUAUGUUGUUGGUGGUUUUGACGAUAAUUCCCCUCUGAGUUCGGUGGAACGGUACGACCCUCGAAGCAACAAGUGGGAUUAUGUAGCAGCACUUACCACUCCCAGGGGCGGCGUGGGGAUUGCAACAGUGAUGGGCAAAAUCUUUGCAGUUGGCGGCCACAAUGGCAAUGCAUACUUGAACACAGUGGAGGCAUUUGAUCCCGUACUGAAUAAGUGGGAGCUGGUCGGACCUGUGUCUCACUGCCGAGCUGGUGCCGGUGUGGCCGUGUGUGACUGUUUAACUAGCCAGAUCCGAGACGUAGGCCAUGGGUCCACAAAUGUGGUUGACUGUAUGUGAUUAAGUCCCAGCAACUAGGACGAAAUACCAGCUGAUGGACAGAAAGACAACAGGCCUUUAUACAUGGCUCAUUUGACUGUGACUACAGUGACUGUCUCUGAAUGUCAGCUGUUGUAAGUACGUCUGUGGACUGAUGGCUAGUUAUAAAGUUAAGUGAGCUGUUUCCCUGCUUCAGCAAACAGUGGAGCAGGCCGGAAGCAGCCUAUCUGUGAACCCAUUCUUGUUCUGAGAGAUGUUUCAUAUAGUGCCAAACCUUAAAAUUGCUGUUUAUUUUGAUGAAUGAAAUAUAAUUUAUUGAGUUUUA